UAGACCUGGCAACCUUUUGCAAUAAAUAUGGCGACUUCUAUAAGGUAGUUUGUUGCCGAAGUAGAAUUUCAUUUGGUAAAUAUUCAGAAUAAGAAGAAAGUAUCCAUUUUUAGUAAUUAGCUCACAAGAACUGGAUAUUGCUCAAAAUUUGUAUAUGGUUUCAAAAUUUGUUGGUCUAUUAUGCUAAUUAUCAAAAAUGAUUUCUCUCUCAAAAAAAGCCAAAAAGGAAACAUCAAAAACAUAUAUGCCUACAGGAAAAGCUAACACUCGUGUUUCAAUUAGGGACAGGCUUCUUAUAAAAGAGGUCCAAGAAUUGGAGGCAAAUUUGCCGGCAACAUGCAAAAGUAAUUUUCCAAACCCUAAUGAACUUCAUAGGCUUGAAAUAACUAUAACACCUGAUGAGGGAUAUUGGUGUGGUGGCAAGUUUAAAUUUAUUAUUGAAGUUCCUGAAGAGUAUAAUAUGGUGCCCCCCAAAGUCAGAUGUCUUACUCGUCUGUGGCAUCCAAAUAUAAAUGAAGACGGAGCAAUAUGUCUGAGUCUUCUUCGACAGAGCUCUAUUGAUGGUCUGGGUUGGGCUCCGACAAGAACCUUGAAAGAUGUUGUGUGGGGCUUAAAUUCACUCUUCACUGACCUUUUAAAUUUUGAUGAUCCUCUUAAUAACGAAGCAGCUGACCACUAUUCAAAAGAUAAGGAGGGUUUUAAAGCAAAAGUGAGAGAAUAUGUCCAACGUUAUGCAAAAAGAUGAAAUUAUCCUAUUUUAGCUUUUUUGUAAAUAUUGUUUUGUAACAAAUAUUUUCAUUUCAAUUAUUCCAUCAUCAGUAUGUGUUCAAAAUAAACUACAUAUAAUAAUA
Messenger RNA from Stegodyphus dumicola, 851 nucleotides. RefSeq names its product NEDD8-conjugating enzyme UBE2F-like. NCBI's taxonomy places the organism in Eukaryota, Metazoa, Arthropoda, Arachnida, Araneae, Eresidae. The record is from RefSeq and is a predicted model, not a curated record.